Molecule: messenger RNA, 750 nt
Organism: Symbiodinium necroappetens
Lineage: Eukaryota; Dinophyceae; Suessiales; Symbiodiniaceae
Source: the annotation of a GenBank genome assembly
GCCACGACGAAGCCCAAGGCAGAUGCUAGUUUCCCUCCCAAAGUGACGCCUCUGGGAGUGGCUUCAUUCUUUCGCAACAAUGAAGCCGUUGAGCUGCUCCUCUGCGCCAGAGCCCAAGUGAACUACAAGGAUGGUUUUGGUGGCAAUGCUCUCCAUACCGCGUGUGCCGGGGACAAUCCAGGCGGAGUACGUCUACUCUGCCAUGCUCGUGCCAACAUGAAUCAACAAUCCAUGCCGGGGGUGAGCCCUUUCAUGCUCUCCUGUUAUUGCGGAAGCGUGCCUGCAAUGAAGGAAAUGCUCGCUUUGAAUCCAGCUUUGAGUUUGCGACACUGCCUACACAUUGCACUCAUAGGGGCUGGAGGUGGUUCCGCCGACUUGGUUUCGGUGCUGCUAGAGGCUCAGGCGAACGUGAAUGAACAGUUCCGGGUACAGAUUCGGGAGCCCGGAUGGUGGCUUCUCACGAAUGUCAUGGCUGUCGGGCAUCGGGUAAGCCCGUCCAAACUGACUCUGCUGGCAUAUCAUCAUUACGACGCUACGCCGCUGAUGUUCAGCAUUCUGAGUGGUGCUCUGGAUUCUGUGUCCACUCUGCUGUCAGCCCGAGCCCGAGUAGACAUCCGAAAUUACCGUAAGAAAACGGCAUCCGAUCUGGCACGCCAGAUGCUCGCGCCGUCGUGGCUGAUCGAGGUCUGCUCUACCAAAGACGAGCAAGACGCCGAGGCCCUUGCCGAGAGCGACACGUUCUUCAUUUGA